Podospora anserina S mat+ is the source of this 1170-nucleotide messenger RNA. RefSeq lists its product as uncharacterized. The record is from RefSeq and is a predicted model, not a curated record. Bases 1 to 1170 code for a protein of 389 amino acids. NCBI's taxonomy places the organism in Eukaryota, Fungi, Ascomycota, Sordariomycetes, Sordariales, Podosporaceae. The transcript has a single exon.
AUGAGUUUGUGUUCUCUUCCAGACUCAACUCGAACAUGGGGACAUAGCGAGAAUGGCAACAAACAGGAGGAUGGUCCUGCCAACCACAACGGGCCCCCACGCAACCAGGAAACCCAGGAACCACCCUACGCAGAUUGCAACAUGUUUGACCCUCGAGGUGUCGCUGUCAAUCUUAUGUCUUUUUCCAACAUGCCGAAAGUUGAGGGCGAAGACGAAAGCUACUCGGUGGCGUCGCUCGAUGAAGAGGAUUUGGUGAAGUUGGCAGACUCGAUCGACCGACCAUCACGCCAAUCACCACCGACCAGCGUGCUACGAGACAUGAGCAGUAUCUCGUCUGUGGGGACGUACGAUCCGGACCUUAAAAGGUCUUUUCACGGCAAGCCUGCAGAGGGGCCAGAAGAGGAUGAGGACCUCAUGGACUCAGAUAUUGAUUGGAGCCCGAUCGUGGACCAACUAGCCUCACAAGCCAGGCCCCAUUCCGUUGACCCGCCUAAAUCUCAGCCAGUACCUGAAAUUUUAUCAACUCAUUCGCAGAAACCUGAGUUGGCUCCAUCUCACCAGCUUGUGGUUCGGCCAUUCAAUCGACCGCCCUUCCCAUCGACACUUCGGGACAAAUCUCCCGUGUGCGGACUCUCAAAUAACACCGUUUCACGCACUUGCUUCCGCCUCGGGCAUCUCAUCGCGGAGAACGUUCGGAAUUCAUCCCAAAACCGAGAUGUCGUGUAUGAGCUCUACGCGCGAGUGAACUACUCAUACCGAAACCGACCCUCUGCCACUCAGAUUCCACUCUUCAAUGUCAUCAAACAUGACAACUCGUUUCGAACGCAGCACUUUCAGUUCAUGGACCUGUGGAAAGAUUUGAAGCCCCAUGUCUGGGGUGUGUUGGAGAAUUGGAGGCCCGACGGGGUUCUUGAUAAACUGAGUAGCAUCUUCCUUUCGGCUGGACCACCUCCGUCGCAAUUCUCGCAACAAAAUGAGGUCGAGCGUGAGAGAAAGCUGUGCCGGUGUAUCUGCCGCAUCUCUAAAGCGCCCAAGGGGGCGUCUCAGGCUGGUGGGCGGAAUAAGAUCAACAAUCCUGAAAUCGGAGGUUGGUCUAUGAAGGUGUUGUGGAUAGAAGAGGUUGGGUGGGAUGCUAUUGAGAAGAUGAAGAGCAUUAUUUGUCAGGAGUGA